Aspergillus mulundensis is the source of this 1473-nucleotide messenger RNA. Its product is annotated as alpha-mannosyltransferase. Bases 1 to 1473 code for a protein of 490 amino acids. The transcript has a single exon. Gene Ontology annotation, cellular component: Golgi apparatus. Gene Ontology annotation, molecular function: alpha-1,2-mannosyltransferase activity. The record is from RefSeq and is a predicted model, not a curated record. NCBI's taxonomy places the organism in Eukaryota, Fungi, Ascomycota, Eurotiomycetes, Eurotiales, Aspergillaceae. Gene Ontology annotation, biological process: mannan biosynthetic process.
AUGCCCAAGAUCCGCCGCAGUAGGCUGAGGACGGUCCUCUCCAUAGUCGCCGCGCUGUUCCUUGUUGUCGGUGUCUUCAAAAUCAAUUGGACUCCGGCUCCUGCCUCCGUGAUAGUUCCCAACUCCGCGUUUGAAGUGCCUCUUGCCGAACGCCAAAAUGUGUUUUGGAAAGCCUUCAAGCCGAUAUUAGAAGCGAACGCUCCAAAUUGCCCUCCGCCAUCUCACGAGGAAAAUGUCGAGCCUACCCACUUCAAUGCUACCACGGAGGAAGUGCGGCCGGACCUGUCGUUCAUGGACGAAGCCGGGGUGUCGGCCAUGCGAGAUGCCCACGCGCGGUUUUUGCACGACAUCCAGGAUACCAAACCUCUCAAGCCUGUCCAUGCUCCUGGUACCCGCGGAUUGGUUUCGACUGCUGGAGGCCAAUACUUUCCGGUCUUUCUUGCUACUUUGCGGAUGCUGCGACGUACCGGCUCGAACCUACCGGUCGAGGUGUAUAUGAAGGAUGCCGGCGAGUACGAAGAGAGCAUCUGCGAGGAUGUGCUGCCGAAGCUGAAUGCGCGAUGUCUAAUUCUCUCUGACGUGGUUGGGAAAGAUCCCAUUGAGCACUUCCAACUGAAGGUCUUCGCGGUCCUCUUCUCCUCCUUCGAGGAAGUCGUUUGGAUGGACGCCGACUGCUUCCCUCUCCACGAGCCCGAGCUAUUGCUUGAUUCAGACUUGUUCAAAUCAACAGGCAUGAUUACGUGGCCUGACUUCUGGCAAUCAUCAGUAUCACCGCUCUACUUCCAGAUCUCGGACCAGCCAGAAAUCCCUAUGAAUGGGCGCCAGACUACCGAGGCGGGUGUUCUCUUCAUCUCGAAAAAGACUCAUCUGCGGACGCUUUUACUAUCCGCAUACUACAACUACUACGGGCCAUCUCAUUACUUCCGUCUGCUGUCACAAGGUGGGCCAGGUGAGGGCGACAAGGAAACCUUUCUUCAAGCCGCAUCUGCCGUCAAGGAACCAUUCUACGCAGUGAGCGAGAGGGUACAGGCGGUUGGCCACCCGGCACCGGACGGACUAUCUGGGUCCGCUAUGGCCCAGUCCGAUCCAAUUGAAGAUCAGUCUUUGGUUAGCCAGGGGCUACUCCGGGUGCUCGAUCCUAGCGUGGCCGACGCACCGCGGGUAUUUUUUAUCCAUGCCAAUUACCCCAAAUUCAACCCGGGGGGCAACCUUUGGGGAACCGAAUUUGAGACUGCACCGACAGUCCGGCCUGAUGGAUCUGACGGACGUGCAUGGAUUGUGCCUGAAGACGUUGUCCAACGGUUUGGAUACGAUGCUGAAAAGGCGUACUGGGAGGAGCUCAAAUCCAUCAGCUGCGAUCCUGACGUCGAGUUCCAGACCUGGGUAUCCAAAGACGAAACGUGCCGUAAGGUCGAGCAAUACUGGGACAAUGUCUUCGCCCAGCCACACGAUGAUGAUUUCCACUGGGAGUGA